AUGGAACAAUAUGAUGAAAUAUUUUUCGAAUGAAAAAUCGCUGGAUGCGAUAAAAAAUUCAGCACAAAGAAAGCCUUGAAUGAGCAUCGAAGGACUCAUAAGGGUAAUAGAUCUUUUGUAUGAGAGAUCUGUGACCAGAAAUUUACCCAGUUCAGCUCUCUACAGAAGCACCAGAGAGUCCAUGAUAAGAAAAAGCCAUUCAAAUGUGAUUACGAGGGUUGUACCUCUGCUUUCACCCAAGUGUCAAAUCUCAUUAGGCACAAGAGGAUUCACACUGGUGAGAAGCCAUAUAAAUGUGAUAAAUGCGGUAAAAGCUUUGCUUCAGGCUCUAACCUAAAACAACAUAAGAAUACUCAUAACUCCUUCAGGCGCCGGAAGGUUUAUAAAUGCAAAUUCUGCGGUGACGAUGAUUCUAAAAAUUACUUAUACCAGUCUUCCCUUAGAAAGCACAUGCAAGUUGCUCAUAAGGAGGAAUAUGAAAAACUUUGACAAGAAAAUGAGGUGGACAAGACUGCUGUAGUUAGGUCCAAGAAGGGACAGGUUUUCGUAGUUGAAACAAUGGAUAAGAAGGACUCUACAACUCCCUAUGAAGGUACUUUAGACAAGAACUCAGCCACUGCUCAAGAGGAAGUUAAGGAACAACCUCAAUCACAAACUGAGGUAAUUGAUGAUGAUGGCAAGAAAAGGAAAAUAAGAAGGCUUGAUAAUACAGAGCAACAAGGAAUCUCGAAAAGACAGACGAGGCUGAUGUCAAGAGAGAGUUCCUUUGUGAGGCAAUCAUCAAUGCUUAGUGAAAUAUCGCAAGCUGGGAAUAUUCACAAUCUUAAUGAUCUUCUAGAAAGAUUUGGUAGCAGCUUUAGUCAUAUGCCACUGCAUAUACAGAACGAGCCCUAUGGAAUGAUGAACAGGAACGGGGAUAAAUAUUUUGACGGAAUAGAUGAAGAUAUCCAUGAUAAUUCUAAGCUACAUCCAAAUGCGUUAAAACCCCUUGAUUUUGGAAUCAGAGAUUAUAAUCCUGCUUCAUCAUUCAGAAGUAUAGGAAAUAACAGCUUUAAGUUAGAAGACAGUUCAUUUUCUCUUUUCAAAAAGCCAAAUUUCCAACAAAAUGCUCCAGGCCAGCCUCCCCAUAAAGAUUAG
This is a messenger RNA of Moneuplotes crassus, 1137 nucleotides long. Lineage: Eukaryota; Ciliophora; Spirotrichea; Euplotida; Euplotidae. The record is from the annotation of a GenBank genome assembly.